GCUGAGCACGUGCAGCACGUGAGGCUGGAGAAGUCAUAGCCGCGAGCACACUGAGCUAGCAGUCGAAACAGCGAGUAUGGUGUUCGGCUUUAGAUUGGCGAUUGUCGUCACAUUUCUCGUCUCUGUUUACGGCGCUAUCCCGAAAAACUACAUUCUGAAAGUGAGCACCAACUGCGGCAGUGACCACGUCGGCGAUGCUGUCGUCACCGUGUUGACGGACCUCCCGAGGGCGUUAGUCUUUGCCAAGUGUCCGGCGGGUGAUGUAGACUUCACAAGCAACGACGGCAUCACCUACAACCUCCCCAUCUCCUUCCCAGGAAAGGGCAGCUCCAAAUGUAAAUUCCUGAAGCGGAAGGACGUUGAGACGUACGUGACGAGGGUGGUGGUUGCGUACGGCGAGGAUGACGACCAGGUGCAACAGAGCGAUGAGAUCUACACCAUCACAUGUACCUUUGACCCCAAAGCCCUCGAUGACACUGCCGAGCAGACCAUUGAAGAGUCGCUUGCCGCUCCUCGGGUGCUCCAGAUCAACAACGGCCCAGUCUCCAGUUCGUCCGUGACAUUGACCAUGGCAGACAUUCUUGGAAAUGACCUUCGCCCUGACGAGGCAUUGACGCUCGGUCGCAAGGUCACCCUAAAAAUAAAAACCGACGGGACGUCAAAAGAAGUGGGCGUCAGCCCCCUGUCUUGUGAUGUCGUUGGUUCAGUCCCCAAGGCGAGAUACGCUGUGCUGAGGGCGGGAUGCGGCGAUGGGAUAGUCUUUCCCCGACACUACGGUUUCAACACGAAGGGCCUCACAAGCAUCGGUCCCUACUUCGACAGUUUCACCUUACCAGGGGAGAAAACUCUGGCGUUUGAGUGUAACGUGACGCUUUGCAGCACACUGUGUGACGGGAGUUCCUGUGGUAAAAAUCGUAUCAGAAGGGAUAUCCACGGUAUAUUUGAGAACCAAAUCACGUUGACGUCGGCCCGUUUCCAAAAUCCGGAAGUAUCGAGGGGUGAAAGGUGACGCAACUGUUCCUCGGGGUCAAGGUCAUGACGUCGACGAAGUCUGACGUGGAGGCUGGUCACCAUCGGUCAUCAGUGUUGGGGUUCACGGCCAGUAGGUCAUGGGACGUGUUCCUACCACUGUCCGAAAGAUAAAGCUGUUCCUCAAUAAAUGUCUGAGAAAA
This is a messenger RNA of Haliotis rufescens (red abalone), 1172 nucleotides long. RefSeq names its product vitelline envelope sperm lysin receptor-like. Bases 77 to 1009 code for a protein of 310 amino acids. Lineage: Eukaryota; Metazoa; Mollusca; Gastropoda; Lepetellida; Haliotidae. The transcript has 9 exons. The record is from RefSeq and is a predicted model, not a curated record.